This is a messenger RNA of Mercenaria mercenaria, 2964 nucleotides long. RefSeq lists its product as uncharacterized. The transcript is spliced from 2 exons. The record is from RefSeq and is a predicted model, not a curated record. The coding region runs from base 53 to 2917 and encodes 954 amino acids. Lineage: Eukaryota; Metazoa; Mollusca; Bivalvia; Venerida; Veneridae.
AAUUUAGAAGAUGCGAAAUAAUGAAUGCAAGCCAAAAACUUAAAGAAAGGAAAUGAAUUUAAUAGCCACAUCUCAUAAAUAUAGGAAAAAGGUGGAGGAUGAAAAUUCUAGUACACACAGUAAAAAAAUGUUGGAAACAAUGUGCACAAUAAUGAAAAAAAUUUGUUGUGGGUUAUCAUGUUCAAAAAAUUACACAGAUGAUUUUACAGAACCAGUACAUGUACAAGAAUCGACACAAGAAGAUAAAAGACUCUUGCUUUUAAACUCCACUGAUACUUUAAAUAAAGCAACAGCAAUAUCUCUUGAUGAACCCGAGACAGUGAAUUAUUAUGAUACCACUAAAUACAGUGAUUUUAAGUCUGCAUCAGGAAGUGCAAAAGAAGCUGGAAGUUUCAGGUCAAUUAUUGCCACUACUGCAGAAGAGAAUUUAUUGUCAUCAAGACAGGUUGAGCAAAAUGACAAUACAGUUAAGAAGAUUGUUGAUGAAAAUGGGGAAAGAAUGAAAGUCAGCUCAACAACACAACUAUUUCAAAGUAAUGGUGAUGUUUCUGUAGUGAUGCCACCAGUAGGAACAAGUAUAGCAUUUGAAGGAUUCGCACAGACUGAAAUUCAUUUCAGUGGUGAAGCAAAAAUAACAUCAGAUGACAAAAAACUUGCUGAAACACAGGAAGGUAAAUUUGGAAUAAAAGAUUGUAGCUGUGGAAAACAGGUGAAUUUGAUUGGAGUACAUAUGAGAACAGAUGAAGCAGUGAACAGUUGUUUAGGUCUUUGCCAAUAUGCUGCUGGAUUUACACAAAAUUUUGAUGAAGAUAACACAGCUGCAAAAUAUGUUUUACCAGGGCAAAAUUUCCCUGAAAAUCAGGGUGAAAUAGGUCAAGUAAUAUUGCCAGAUCCUUCAUUCAGUGCUGAUGAGACAGAAGUUAAAAAACUUGCACAACACUUUGAUGUACAAGAUGAAAAUUCAGUGGUAGCAACAGAAUAUUCUUUGUGCACAUUUACAUUAGAAAAGGAUUCUAAGACUUUUACCAGUUCAGAUAUAAAUAGUAAACCAAAACCAACAUGUUCUGAUACGUUUAAAAUAAAGAUGCGGACAGACUUACCAGAAACAAAAUGUGAGAAGUCUCAUGAAUUAAGUCAACUAAAUGCAACUGGAAAAGAGAGAAAUUCCAAGACUGUUGAGUACUCUGAAGUCAUUUGGUUUUGUAACCAAAAAGAAACAGGUAAUUUAUGUAGACCUGAAAUAGGUGACAGUGAAAGUGACAUAAGAUUAGAUUAUUAUGAAAGGAUUAGUGAUAGUAACUGUGUUACUUAUGAAUGUAACUUUGAUGCUCUUGCUGGAGCAGACAGUAUCUAUGAGGCAGCCUUGAGAGACCGCACAGAUGAAAAGGAUAAUAGAUUGUUUGGUUAUAUUCAAGGAAAUGAAAUAAUUAAAUCAGAGAUGUCUAAAUCGGUUUGCCGUACUGCUUGUAAGCAGAAAUUUUUUCAGAAAUUGUUUGACAAUUUUAUUAAAGAUAUGAAUGGUGAGUUCAGUACUUUACAAGAACAGAAGGAAAAAGUAAGCAUCACAAAUGAGAAUGCAAGAGAGUUUUUGUCUGAAGAUAUUCAAGAGGACUUUAAUUUAAACAGAAUUGCUUUUCAAGAAACAAGUAUUAAAAAUGACAUAAACACAGUAGUUAAUAAAAAAAGUAUUACAGCUGAAAAGAAGAUGCUAACACAUAGAAAGGAGAUGACCAGACACAGGCAAGAAACCUCAGUGUUAGAAGUGGAUUCAGUGGACAAUGGUCAUUAUUUGUAUCCCUCAGUGCAGACUGUAGAAAACAGGAACGGUAUGCUGGAAUGUAGUAUAUAUUGCAAGCAUAGAAAAUCAACAUUACCAAAUGAAGAACUGUCUUACAGUUUGGUUGACUCUGGCCUAGGCUCUUUGUCAGCCUCGCGAAAGAACUCUUCCAGUUUUAUAAAUAAGGGCAAUACAUCCUUUACAGACUUGUACUUGGAAUUAGAUGUACAUAAGCAUGGUACUUAUGUAAGUAAAGAGCUACAGACCAGAAAGAAUGUAAAAAGAAGAAAAGGAGGCUUUAAGAUAUGUAGGCAGAUAGUUAAAAAGAAAUCCAUGAUUAAAAAGAUGAAAAAAUAUUUGAACCAGUAUUUAGCAAAUGCAGGAAGAAGACUUGCAAAAUCUAUUGCUCGAGAAAUACAUAUAGAGCCAAGGUCGUAUUUAGUAUUUGUUUUAGGCCCUCCAUACUUCGAUAUAAUAAACAAUGGACCACCUCCACCACUACAAGAGAGGAUGCGGUACGAAUGGUUCAGACUUGCCACCUUUCACAACUAUACAGGAAAUGGAAAUUCCUUGGCUCUUGCGGGGAAUGGAUUUUGGCAUGACCACACUCGGGGACCUACAUCUACAAGAUGUUACCUUUGUGAUGCUUGUCACUCUAGCUUGGAAAUGUUUGAUGACAUUAAUGCUGAACACAGACGACAGUCUCCAAAUUGUCCCUUCCAUGAGAAUAGUGGACAAGAACCUGUAAACAUACCAAUAUCAUCUGGGUACAAUGAAGGUGGGGCAUCAGUACAGACAAGAACAUCAGGUUCUACUGUUACCGCUGCUUAUACCUCUGUAACUGCAAGUUCGUUUAUUAGAUCCAGUGAUGCAGCAGUCAAUGAGACCAUAAGAAGUCUGCAGAGUGGCCAAGCUUUAAGUAGUGCAGGAGAAAAUGUUCCCCAGCAGCGAACUGAAGAUCCAGAAAGCAGAGAUUUUCCUUUAUCAGAACAACAUACACAGCAAGCCCUUAGGCACACAGGACUCGCGUGCAGUAAUGUUACAGGAAGUGCAGGAAAUGGCAAGUACAGUUUAGUCUGUCAGAAUUUUAUCCAAAUUCUGUCACAAAUUGGGAAUAAUGGAUGGCUUUUAUUUACUUGACAGUUUUCUAAAACUAUACUCUUUAGGUCAGGUCUACUGUUGAUUAA